Brenthis ino (lesser marbled fritillary) is the source of this 2202-nucleotide messenger RNA. The record is from the annotation of a GenBank genome assembly. Lineage: Eukaryota; Metazoa; Arthropoda; Insecta; Lepidoptera; Nymphalidae.
AUGUUAUCGCGCUACGUGGUAUCCCAAGUGAAGCACAAUUCGUACUUCCUUGUGGGAUUAGGUAUUGGGCUAUGGCUGGCGCUGGCGACGGUUCCACUGGAAGAGGACGUGGCGGCUUGCGACGGCGCGGCCACGGUGACGACGCCUGAUGACUUCGAGCCGCAGCGCGAGGAACGCCCGUUGGGGCCCGCAGGCCAGUCCGGCCGCAGCGUGCAACGCCCUAGAUACUAUAGUACUGAGCUAGGAAUGCGUGGUGGUUUACUUGCAGGUGUUCUCAGCUCUGAGGAAGUGCUGGAGACGCGCGCCGCGGCGCUGAACAAGACGGCGGCGCGCCUGCUGCCCGCGCUGCGGUUCUUCAUCACGGCCAGCACGCUGCAGGCCGCGCCGGGGCGCGCCAACGUCGUCGGCUUCACCGACACCAGGGAGAUGCUGAAACCCUUCCACGCACUCAAGUAUCUCGCAGACAAUUACUUGGAGGAAUAUGACUUCUUCUUCCUUAUCUCCGACACGUCGUUUGUGAACGCGCACCGCCUGCUCGAGCUCGUGUCGAAGCUUAGCGUUAGUCAGGAUCUCUAUAUGGGCACAGUGGCGGACGAUGACACGCAUUACUGUACAUUAGAGGGCGGCAUCCUGCUGUCGAACUCUGUGCUGCGCGCGGUGCACGGCGAGCUGGACUGGUGCGUGCGCAACUCGUACUCGCCGCAGCACCACGAGAACAUCGGGCGCUGCGUGCUGCACGCCGCGCAUCUGCCGUGCGCCGCCACCGCGCAGGGCCAGCGCUACGCCGCACGCACUGCCGCCGGCGCGUUGCGGCCCGCGCUGGCCGACGCCGUGGCCGCGCACCCUGCGCUCCACCCGCGCGACUUCCACCGCCUGCACGCCUACGUGGCGCGUGUGCGCCUGCAGCGCGCCGCCGGGGCCUCCUCCCGUGCGCCGCCGCCGCGCUCAGCGCGCGCCGCCACCCGCGCGGCUUCCGCAACGCCACGUGGCCGCGCGCGCUGCGCGACGACGCCGGCCUCGCGCCGCCACCGCCCGCCACCAGGUCACACGCCGUUCGACCACCUGAGCUGGACGCGCUUCAACGAGACGCACGCGCUGCUGCUGGGCGCGCGCGAGGCGGCGGCGCCGCUGCCGCGCGCGCACCGCACCGCCGUGGCGCGCGUGUUGCGCGCGGCGCGCGCGUGGGCGGCGGCUCGCUGGGGCGUGGCGCGCGGCACCGUGGCGCUGGCCGAAGGCGCGUGGCGCUGGGCGCCGCCGCGCGCGCUGCGCUACCGGCUGCUGCUGCGCGUGGGCGGCGCGCUGCGGCUGGCGGAGGCAGCGCGGCCGCUGGGCGCCGCGCGCCUGGCGCCCGCGCGCUACGUGACGGAGAGCGCGCGCGUGCACGCGGUGCUGGCGCUGCCGGCCGCCGCCGCCGCGCCCGCCGCCGCCUUCCUGCGCCGCUACGAGGCCGUGUGCCGCCGCGACGCCAACACCGAGCUCACCGUGGUGAUAGUGUCGGGCCCGGAGGCGCUGUCGGAGCAACAGGCGGCGGCGCUAGCGGCGCUACGCGCGGCGGCGGCGGCGGCGGCGGCGGGCGUGCUGGACGCGGCGGCGGCGGGCGGCAGCGGCGACGGCGCGCGGCGCGGCGCGGCGGCGCGGCCGGCGCUGGCGGCGGCACUGCCGCGACUGGCGCGCGACGCGCUCGUGCUGCUGCUGCUCGCGCCCGAGGCCGAGUUCAACGAGGACUUCCUCAACAGGGUGCGCAUGAACACGAUCAGCGGCGAGCAGUGGUUCGCGCCGGUGGCGUUCCACCGCUACGCGCAGGCGCCGCCCGCCCCCGGCGCGCCGCCCGCCCAGCCCGGCGCGCCGCCCGCCCCCGCACCCGCCCCCGCGCCGCGCGCCGCCGCCGACGUGGGCCGCUUCGCCGCCGACGCCGCGCCCGUCGCGCUCUCCUUCUACCGGCAGGACUACGAGGCCGCGCUGCAGCAGUGGCGCGGCGCCGCCGACGCGCCGCCCGCCGCACUGCUGGCCGCCGCGCCACUGCGCGCCCUGCGCGCGCCCGAGCCCGCACUGCUGCUGCCGCCGCCCGCGCCGCCCUGCGCGCCCGUGCCCGCCCCCGCCCAGUGCCUGCGCCGCGAGCGCGACGCCGGCUUCGCGGACGUGGUGCUGGGCGCGCGGCACACGCUCGCCAAGACGCUGCUGCAGCGCCAGGCGGAGCUCGCC